GCGAUGGCGUCUAUGUAAUUCAGGCAUUUCAUUUUCAACUUUGAAACAAGCAAAAAGAGCCAUCUCCAGAGACGAUUACAUAACGGACCCUGAUCUCAUUUGCUUUUCGUUGUUCUGGUCGCUUCCCCUGUCCAAUUCAUUUUUUUCGAAUUCACGUCCCUCGUUAAGUAUUCGCGUCCAAUUUUCUUUACGCAGACCAUAACUGCCAACCACCCAUGACUUCCUCAGUCGCGUCACCCAACGUCCCAACCUCACCCUCACCUGAUGACUGGACACUCACUCUAAAGGCGAACCUCACUAAACUUGCCGCGUCUUCGUCACUCUUCGAAGACUACCCUGGAACACCCAUUUACGAAGCCCGCAGAUCACAACUCGCUCGCAUCGAAAAUGGUUGGCGGGUUGUCCUUCUCUCGUACGCGAAAGAUGAUAUCGCGAACGGCAUUACUGGUAUUAGGAGGAAAAGGUACUGGACGGAAUGCGAGUGUCUUCUUGCUUACGAGUUGAGGGAUACCGAAGCGCGAACAGAAAUUGAUGGCUCUGAGGGGAGCUUCUUUGAUGCUUUUGUCAAGUACGCGAACUACAUCCCCUGUCCCCAGUUCCUUACAGGAGUCAGUGUAGAAGAAAUUGCGGAGAAAACUGCUCCUGAGUCAGGAACCAUGGAUAUCAUCGGAGAAACUCACCCCUCUUCGCUUGUCGGAAGUGUUCUUACCGACGACGAAGCUGGUUCUCCACCAAUCGAGGUUGUUGUUUCCAUUGCUGAACCUGCUGCUCCAGCUAUUGGCGAAGUAACGAUUGUCGUCCCGGAUGACAUACCUACCCCUACUUCACCUCUAUCACGAGGGAUAGAGAUUCUCCCUACGGCAUUCUCUUACCCCAGCGAGAAAGUAUCUCCAAAGAAGCAAGCUCCCAAAACCAAACCAAAGGCAAAGCGUUCAAUUACUCCCUCCAAGAUUUCUUCCUGGAAUGUGAAUGUCGUUGGAACCGCUCAAGAGCAGUUUUCUCGUUGCAAUGAUCUAUCAUCCCACAAUUCUCGUUGUCCCAGUCCUUCCUCGUCCAACUACUCUUCUCCGCCUAACCACGACGUCGAGGCCGCCUCUUCACCCUCUGCAUCUGCAUCUAAUGUUGUUGCAGUUCAGACAGCCAGUCUCUCUUCUCGCAUCAUCCGGGCAUUCAGUCUUGUAUCCUUCAUCGGCUUCGUCGGUUUCUGGCCUGCCCGCGUCUUUCGUGAUGGCGCACUUCGCGCCAUGACCUUGAUUGGCAUUCACAGGAAGUAAAACAAAUGCUUCCUGUGUGUGUGGAGUAGAAUUGGAGGUUGUGCAACGGGCUUGCUUAGUCUCACGAACGGAACGUGAUGGUUGAAUCAGAAAAGGGGAUGAAGACAUUUCGUCCAAAUAUCUCCGCAAACCACCCUGAUAUUGAUUUAGAAUCUAUUACCUAUACCUACAUGUGUCGCUCCUUUACCUUUACUUUCCUCUCGUUAAACCCGCGCUCAUUUACAUUGCUUAUUCCCCUCUUUCCCCGGUGGCCCGCUUUUGGACUCGACAUUGUGCCUUGGAAUUCUGUU
Molecule: messenger RNA, 1564 nt
Organism: Cantharellus anzutake
Lineage: Eukaryota; Fungi; Basidiomycota; Agaricomycetes; Cantharellales; Hydnaceae
Exons: 2
Coding region: 216-1274 (352 amino acids)
Source: RefSeq, a predicted model, not a curated record